Ilex paraguariensis (yerba mate) is the source of this 177-nucleotide messenger RNA. NCBI's taxonomy places the organism in Eukaryota, Viridiplantae, Streptophyta, Magnoliopsida, Aquifoliales, Aquifoliaceae. The record is from the annotation of a GenBank genome assembly.
AUGGGAAUGGCAAGCAAAGCAGGGGAUUGGGCCUUCAAGGCUUUCACGGCGGGCCUUGGCGUCGCCACCAUUUACCUCGCCGCCACCUUCUCCGUCAACGUCUACCGCGGCCUCGCUUGGCACAACGCCCAAUCGAAGAUGGACAAGGAAGGGUCAAAUGAGCAGAAGCCACAAUGA